UAAAUGCCCGGAUGUUGUUUACAAACAAGUCAGCUGUGGGAAAAUGUGACGGAAAGUGGAGUUACGCAAGGGCCAAAAAAUUGAAUAGUAUUAGAGCUUGGUCAGAAAGAAAGAAAGAGAAACACGAACGCAUUUCAUGCUCUGCUAAAGCUUGAAAAUGAUGCUAAAGAGAGUGCUGGUGGUGGGGUCAGGGGCUGCAGGAACAGCAGCUGCCUACAGUCUGUCUCGCUGCGCCGACAAGUUUGAUGUCCAGGUCUGGGAGAAAGCCCCCGUCCCUGGGGGAGUAGCUACCACCUCAGAAAUCAAAGGGGGAUUGGUCAUCAAUGACGGUGUACAAGGAGGAUGCCCCACUUACAGAAAUGUUUUAAACAUAAUGAAGGAGUUUAACCUUGAAACAAAUCCUGUGCAUUUGACCGUUUCUUUUGGUAAAGGGAAAACUGCUUGGACCAAUUAUGCUCCUUCAGAGCUGACUGAAAAACUGCAAAAUGACAUAGCCCGGUUUGAAAAGCUCCUUAAAUUCAUCAACAAGUUUGAAGCAAUUUUCAUAUUUUUGCCCAUUGGAAAAGUUCUGAAGUGGUACGGCUUCUCUGAUGACUUUUGCAACUACAUGGUCUUCCCUCUCACUGCGCUGUUCUUUGGAACAGGAAACCAGGUUCCAUACGUUUCCUCUGCCAUCAUGGCUCGUGUUUUCCUUGAUGAUGAUCUGAGAUUGUUUGACUACGAUUCAAAACGACUUUUGAGUCAAACUCCUGAAAUGUUUGCUUUUCCCAAACUUGUUAACAUGUACAAAACCAUAAUGGACAACUGUGGCGUAAAGUUUCAUGGCAACAGAAGUGUAUCUGAAGUGAGGAGAAGCAGUGGAAAAGUCACUGUGAAAGACCAAAGUGGAAAAGCGGAGGAGUUUGAUGAGAUUAUUUUUGCCUGUGAUGCUGAAACUGCUUUAAAGGUCUUGGUUAACCCAACUUUUAUGGAGAGGAAAGCAUUAGGAAAUGUCAGAUAUUUUAAUGAUCUCAUCAUUACUCAUGAGGAUGAGGAUUACAUGAACAAAUACUAUGAACUGCACAAGGAUGUCGACCAGUAUUUCAUCCACACUGAUGACAAGGAUCCCGAAAAGAUAGAAAUGUCAUUCAACCUUGCAAACUACCAGCCUCACUUGAGAGGAAAAAAUCGAAACAUUUACCAAACAAUUUAUCUCAAUGACAAACUUCGUUCAAUUUGGACAGAGAAGGACCUUGACCCAGAUAAAAUCCUCCUGAGACGAUGGUGGCGCCAGUUUGCACACAGUUGGCACCACUACGCUUUUGUGGUGCCACUUGUAAGAUAUAUACAAGGCAAACAGAAUACUUGGUAUUGUGGAGCCUACACCCUCAUCAACACUCAUGAAAUUGCUACCAUCUCUGGGUUGGCUGCUGCUCAUCGCUUGGGGGCUCCUUAUCCAUUCCCUCAUGACAAGUUGGCAGCUAAACAGUUUGAUCAGUACCUGCUGGUCCUCCACGGACAUCCCAGGACCUUUGGACUGAACAAAACCACCCUCCUGAGCUAUGUUAUGGCUCCAUUUAUGAUGGUGUUUGCAGGCCUCUCUCUGAUUUUCAACUUUUUCUAUUCAAUUUUCUUUGCGUGAAGCUUGAAAUUUUCAUCAGGUAGUUUUCUGCUUAAAUUGAAUUGAAAUGCUCGUUU
Molecule: messenger RNA, 1677 nt
Organism: Magallana angulata
Lineage: Eukaryota; Metazoa; Mollusca; Bivalvia; Ostreida; Ostreidae
Exons: 3
Coding region: 158-1621 (487 amino acids)
Molecular function (GO): oxidoreductase activity
Source: RefSeq, a predicted model, not a curated record